AUGAGGCUGCGGCUGCGGCACGUGGCCCUCGAAUCGCGGACGAUCAACCGAGCAAAUGCACCCCCGUCUCGCUUCAAAAUGGAAAAGCGUGCCCACUCUUGGAACUCAAUCGCUUCCCAUUUUCUCCUGUCUUUGGUCGUGACGCGAAGAUCACAAGUUGUGCAGCAGUGCAUUGCGCUUGAGAGUCGGACAUUGGUGGUCUCUGGCUUCCUGCUUGCGCUGCAGUCCUCCCCUUGGCUUCCUCCCGACGACUCGGCGGACGCGGAGGACGCGGCCCAGGGGGGACUUUGCUGCCCGGCCGAGCUGGUCGCCGGCACUGCGGCCGUCCGUGCAGCGCUGCCGGAUGCCGGGCUGCUGAAAGGCCGCCUCUGCUCUGCCGUCUCGGGCGCCUUCGCAGAGGCUCUGGGCGUGGUCACCGAGCCCUCCGUGGAGCUGGUGAUGAAGGUGCUACGUGGCUCCGUGACACACAGCCCGGUCGGGCCUGACAGCGCAACCGCAAUCUACGGGUACCUCGAGCGGGAAGGUGCCGACUUGGCAGAACUGCGAAGGAUGCCGUCCGUGGUAGUCGCGGCUGGAGAAGCAGCACGCGUCCCUGCUGAUGUAGUGUGGGAGGAUGCCAACUGCGACCUUCCGGCUUUGCAGCAACUGUACAGUGUACGGUGGCGUCGUUUUUUCGUCAUUGGCCUGGGAGUGCCCGAGCGUCCCACCGCAGAGCAGGUCCUCAGGCGCCUGGACCAGCUCAGUGCCAGCACUGCGCCGAGCGCUGCCCUCUGGCCGCUUCUCCUCCGUGUGGCAAAGGAGCUCUCAGAUCCCUCGUCAGCUGACGCAGAAGCUUGGGCCGCUUUGCCAGCGGCACUCGCGGCCCGUCGCUGUGUGCCGCUGCAGCUGGGCGGCUUGGGCGCUCCGAAAGAAGGCGUCCUCCUCGAGGACGAUGCGGAGGGUGCCGGGGUGCCGGAGGCAGCUCUGGCCACGCUGAGGGCCCAGGCGCCGCUAGCGGCCCCAGCACCCCGAAACGCCAAAGACGCGGAGCACUGGCCGGUCUUGGCCGAAGCAUUGAAGCUGCAAAGCCUGAGCACGGUGUGCUCCAUCACCUCAAUCCACGGCGGCGAGGAAAGACCGGCUCCUGUGAUUGCAAAAGCUGUUGCUUCGCUGCUGCCGCUCGCACAACGUUUCCUCAUCCACAAGCACCGAGCCGUCUAUGAUGCUGUCAAUGCAACAUGUUUGGCCGCAAAAGUGGAGAAACUCAUCGUCCGUGAAGUAGAUCCACCGUUGAAGCUUCGCUGCGUCUUCUCGGUGGUGCCUGGCCAAGAUCCAAUCCAGGCGGAGGUCGAGAGUGACUGCUACUUGGAGGUCAGGAGUGGGCAUGUGGAGCCCGCUACAUCCUAUGAAGUGCGACUGCGAAUGCUGCCCGGAGCCACACUCCCCGCGCUUUGUGUGGAGUUGGCACGGCUGCUGCUUCCUCCGGCGAAGCCAGCAAAGCAGGACGAGGCGACGGUGCGACAGACACGCGAGGCCUUGGCCACCUUUCUGGCUUCAGCAGCCUUGGCAGGAGCAUCGGGUGCCUCAUCGCUUUGCGAGGCCCUGCAGAUCCCAGCGUUGCCCAGUGAGGACUCAGCUGACUAUACGCCACCCUGGCCCAUGCCGAAGGAGGUCGCCGAGCAGCUGGAGUUGGAGCGCCGGCUGCUCGAGGCGGCGCAGGAGACUGAACCUGAGAGGCUUCUGCCUAAGGACGAGGAGCCACCUGCAGAGCCUCCGAGCAAGAGAGCGCGGACAGAGGGGCCUGAGGCCGUGGUUGCGGAGGCUGCGAUGUUGGAAGGCGUCGCAAAGGACCGCUUGGCAGAGAUGGAUCUCGGAAAGGAGGAGCACGAGACGGGCUCUGCGGCCAGAGACGAGGCGGACGGUGGUGCUGACCCGGCUUCAGGCACUGCCUUGGAAGAGGUGAGUGAGACCGAAAUGAAAGAUGCAGAGGCGUUGUUAAAGAACAUCAGCGUGAUCGACCAGCAAAUUGGGGAGAACAGUGAAGGAAAGGGCCCUGGCAAAGGAAAGGGCAAGAGCAGCGGCAAGGGAGGUGACAAACCAGGCAAGGGCGACAAGGAGCGCAGUGCAACGGAGUUGGGACGCAUCUUGGACCGGCUUCCAGGUGUCUCGAAUGCUCCGGAAGAAGAGUCUUCGGAGGCAAAGAAGGAGAAAGCGUUUAGAACUCGCGUGUACGAUUUGGAGGAUCUUCGUGCCCAGUCAAAGAAGAUGCGUCUUGGGCCGUUGCCGAGCCGGAACGACUUGCCACAGGAGGAGCGUGAGAAGGUUGGGCGUUGGGGCGAGCAGUUCGUCUACGAGUACUUGCAGAAGAAACUCGAGCAUGAGGACAGCCAAAAGCGUGUGAUCUGGGUCAACGAGGUGGAGGAGACCGGCUUUCAGUACGACCUGCGAAUUGAGGACAGCAGCAGCGGAGAUGUAGAGGCCUAUGUAGAGGUUAAGACAUCGCGCGCCAAGGACAAGCAGCUUUUCGAGAUGAGCUACAGAGAGUGGACGUUUGCGCAGAAGGAGGGAAGCAAGUUUGUCAUCUUUCGGGUUUCCAACGCUGGCAAGGAAGAUGUCGAACUCUGCUCAAUUACGAAUCCCUUCCGACAGUGGAAGGAGCUGAACUUGGGUCUCUGCUUGCGUGUCAACGUAUGCUCAGCGAAGCCACGCCGACAAGGAGCACAGGUGCAGAUCGAGCCGGCGCUUCAAGACACUAAGGUGUCGGGCAUCCGCUGGCCUUACGAGAAGGUUCGAGACGGUGUAUCGUGGCACAAAGCUUGCACCUGGCAGUGCAACAAGUGUGUCCGCGAGAGCCUGUCAUGA
This is a messenger RNA of Symbiodinium necroappetens, 2841 nucleotides long. The record is from the annotation of a GenBank genome assembly. Lineage: Eukaryota; Dinophyceae; Suessiales; Symbiodiniaceae.